This is a messenger RNA of Scleropages formosus (Asian bonytongue), 1255 nucleotides long. It is a transcript of the gene coq5, whose product is annotated as coenzyme Q5, methyltransferase. Bases 10 to 1002 code for a protein of 330 amino acids. Gene Ontology annotation, biological process: ubiquinone biosynthetic process. The record is from RefSeq and is a predicted model, not a curated record. Gene Ontology annotation, molecular function: 2-methoxy-6-polyprenyl-1,4-benzoquinol methyltransferase activity. NCBI's taxonomy places the organism in Eukaryota, Metazoa, Chordata, Actinopteri, Osteoglossiformes, Osteoglossidae. The transcript has 7 exons.
UCCUCCAAGAUGGCGGCUGCCGGUGUCUCGCUUGCAUUCAGGGCUGUGCGGGGUUUGCCCGCUUCUGCGGUGGGCCAAAGGGGAGCGCGGCUGUCCACGGGUAGUGCGCGCGGGUUCCGCCACGCAGCUUCGUUUCGGCGGGAACACGAUGCCGCUGCCGAUGAGAAGAGCACGCACUUCGGCUUCCAGACGGUUCCGGAGGGACAGAAAGCCGAGAGAGUGUACAAGGUGUUUGAGAGUGUGGCACAGAAGUAUGACAUAAUGAAUGACGCCAUGAGUCUCGGGAUCCACCGGCUGUGGAAGGACACCCUGCUUCGCACCAUGAACCCCCUGCCAGGGACACGCCUGCUUGAUGUUGCUGGAGGGACAGGUGACAUCUCAUUCCGCUUCCUGGAGUAUGUGCGCUCACAGGAGGCAAGAAGGCGGCGGCGAGAGGCACAGGCGCUCCAGACCCCCUCCUGGCAGGAGAUUGCGAAUAGUUAUGGCCCAGGUGCACCAGGCUCUAAAGAGUGCAGGGCGGUGGUGUGUGACAUCAAUAAGGACAUGCUCAAGGUGGGGCAGCAGAGAGCAAAAGACCUGUACUACACAACAGGUCUCUCGUGGGUGGUGGGUGAUGCAGAGGAGCUGCCAUUUGACGAUGACCAGUUUGACGUGUACACCAUCGCCUUCGGAAUCCGCAACCUCACUCACAUCGAUAAGGCCCUUGAGGAGGCAUACCGAGUCCUGAAGCCUGGUGGCAGGUUCCUGUGCCUGGAGUUUAGCCAUGUCUCAAACCCCCUGCUCUCUAGAAUCUAUGAUGCCUACAGUUUCCAGCUGAUUCCAGUGCUGGGGGAAGUCAUUGCUGGGGACUGGAAGUCCUACCAGUAUCUGGUAGAGAGCAUCCGGCGUUUUCCAGACCAAGAGACGUUCCAAAGCAUGAUUGAGGAGGCUGGCUUCUUCAGUGUGCAGUACCACAACCUUACAGGUGGAGUGGUUGCCAUUCACUCGGGCUUCAAGCUGUGAGCCUGCUGGACAUUUGAAGCACUCAAAAAGGACAGCCAUAACUGACAAGUUUCCACACUGUGUGUCUGAACAGUAUCUACAAAGUUGCUGUUAGAGUAGGCAGCAGAGAAUUCCUCCCAAGUGAUUAAAGAAAAAAAGCACAAAGAUGGUGUCAGUGACUACAGGAGGAGCUUGUGGUGAGUGUAUGGCACCAAAGGCAAGCACCAGCAGUCGCUGUGGGCUCCACAGCGAUAAAUAAAUGACUGUCAAAGAA